Galdieria sulphuraria is the source of this 2711-nucleotide messenger RNA. RefSeq names its product serine rich Pumilio family RNA binding domain protein. Bases 112 to 2658 code for a protein of 848 amino acids. The record is from RefSeq and is a predicted model, not a curated record. Gene Ontology annotation, biological process: post-transcriptional regulation of gene expression. NCBI's taxonomy places the organism in Eukaryota, Rhodophyta, Bangiophyceae, Galdieriales, Galdieriaceae. The transcript is spliced from 4 exons. Gene Ontology annotation, molecular function: mRNA binding. Gene Ontology annotation, cellular component: cytoplasm.
AUUGAGACUACAUUCCGAAAUUGUAUCGUGUUGUGUAGUUUGAAAACUUUUGUACGUUGAAACUGCAAGAAAACCAAACAUUAAGAGCUUCUGGACUGGUUUUAUGUUGUUAUGAACGUUGGCUUGAAACCUAUGGUAGACUUAACCAUGCAGGAUUAUAGUAACCCCACUCUACGUUUUCAAGAUGACGUUGGGGGUGCGAAAAACGCAAACUCUAUUUCUCCCGAAACAAGCACUCUUCAGACAGGCUCUUUUGAUCCAAGAACCUCACCCAUGCUAUUUUCGUUGUCACCAGAUUGGAAAAGUUCGGAUUAUAUGGCAACUUCGGAAGUGGAGGUAUCUUUGGAAAAGGAAGAACAACCUCAAAGUCUUUCAGCACCGGAAUAUGAAUAUCGACACAGUGUUCUGUUGCCCCUCAAACAGACAGAAGCAUACUCGGCCCCUUCCAACUUACAGAUACAGUCUCACUCGCUUUUUGCGUUCAGAGCUAGUUAUUCUGGGGCUUUUUUGUCCACUGCCGAUGAUCUUCACGAGCAGUCUUCAUCAAACAGUCAACCAGGUUUGGGAUUGGAAAGUUCUACAAAUGUUGUUGAACGAAGCCUAAGGAGACAAGACUCAGAUGCGUCGGUGGACGACCUUAUUUUUCGAGAGUGGAGGAAAAUGCGUCCAAGAACUAGUUUGUUAAGAGACGACUCUAUGGCAUCUUUGGCUUCUUUACCGAGAACAGAGUCAGAAAUUUCUAUAGAUGGAGAGCGUAUCCAUUUGGAUGAAGGUAUUGUGUCCAACUUGAAAAUAGAUGCUGCAGAAGACUCUAGUCAUGUUGAAGGAACAUUCGUAUUGACAGAUAAUAAUAAUAAUAAUAUCAAAGAAUAUCAUGAAAAUAUAGCUUGUGGCUCAGAAAAGCAACACUUGCCUAUGGCUAGUCUUUACUUUGGCUCUUCAGCUGGCGUUCUCAAUCCUAUAAUAGAACAAGACUCUCAUAUAGGUCCAAGAAGUGCAGCAAAGGGACCUCUUUGGGAACAAGCUAGUUGGAAUGGAAUGUAUAUGCAAGGACCUAUCAACUCUGGUCCUUUAUGGAGCGAAUCAUUUGAUAUUUCCAAUGUUCAAAGCAACUCAUCACUCUGUUUUGAAGGAGAUAUAUCCAGUUCUUUAUCUCGAGGUGUAUCAUCUUCAUCACCUUCCUUUUUGGACAACUCCAAAUUGUUAGGAAAUUGUCGAAAUGACUCUAUUUCUUUACAAAGUCAAAAUGCUGUCAUUCAUUCAAGUAUGCCUUGCGCAACAUUAUCCAAUGAAUCAGAGCCCAACUUAUUUUAUAGAGAUGGUUUGAAACCAACAACAGCAGCAGCAGCAGCGGCAAUUGCAUCUGCAGCUUCAGCAGCGAACAAGUCUGUUCCAAGAACAGUCAAAAGCCAUUCGAUGACCUCAGAAAUAUUUGGUAAUUUGAAUAAUUUAGAAGCUGUGAGAGGAAUGAACGCCAAUUACUUGUCCUCGACAGAUUCUUCUCAUUAUUCUUCGAUAUCUUCCUCUCAUUCAUGGGUGACUACAAACUCUUCACUUCAUCAGAAUCCUAUGCUUUCUGGAAAUAAUUAUCGUAAAAACAUAAUACCAUUCUCAGUUUCACCAUCAACUGGUUCUAUUUCCUCCUUGACAGGAAAUGUUUCGACAUCAAAGGUAUGGAGCAUGGAAGAGAUUGUUGGACGUAUUUUCGAACUGGCAAAGGAUCAACACGGAUGUCGCUUCCUUCAGAUGAAAUUGGAAGAAGGAAAUCCUGCAUAUAUUGCAAUGAUUCUAGCGGAAUGUUUUGAUGGUUUGCCAGAAUUGAUGGUCGAUCCUUUUGGCAAUUAUCUUUGUCAAAAAUUGUUUGAAUGCUGUAAUUUUCAACAAAGGCUUUCUAUUUUGCAAAACACUUGUAGUGUUUUAGCACAAGUUUCCAUGAAUAUGCAUGGAACUCGUGUUGUUCAAAGAAUCAUAGAAUGUAUGGAAGGUGAAGAUCAAAUAAGCACUGUAUGUACAGCGUUGACUCCCUUUGCCUCUCAAUUGAUGAAAGAUGUCAAUGGAAAUCAUGUAAUACAGCGUUGUUUGCAAAAAGUGGCACCGACUCACAAUCAAUUCAUUUUUGAUGCCGUCGUUUCGCAUUGUGUGGAAUUGGCUACUCAUCGUCAUGGCUGUUGUGUCAUCCAAAGAUGUUUGGAUUAUGCAAUUCCUUUACAGAAAGAGCAAGUCUGUAUGGAAAUUUGUGAGAAUGCAUUUACUUUGGUUCAAGAUGCUUUUGGCAAUUAUGUAGUUCAAUAUGUAUUGGACCUAAAAAAUCGCUUUUAUAUUGCCAAGAUUAUUGCUCAGUUGGCUGGUCAUCUUUAUGAAUUAUCUGUUCAGAAGUUUUCAUCUAAUGUGGUUGAAAAGUGUUUGCAACAAGUUGACCCAGAAACUCGUAAGCAUCUCAUCUACGAGUUGAUGUCCGAUCGAGAGCUGCUUGGAAGACUUUUACAUGAUGCAUAUGGAAAUUAUGUCGUACAACGAGCGUUACAAUUGGCUCAAUCUCCUCAGUUGGAACAGUUUUGUGAAAUUAUUAGACCACACUUGUCAUCUUUAAAGUCGACUCCUUAUGGGAAGCGUAUUUAUAGUAAGAUAGUGAGGCGAUUCCCUGAAAGCUGUAGUUAAAUACUCAAGUGACUAAUCAACGACGUUGAAAAAUGUGUAGAAUAGAAAAUAUU